AUGAUGACAGUAGAUCUGAAGUGGGUUGCAGACCAUGAGCUGGGAAAGGAGGCAGUGCUCUUGGGAGAAACAGCACAAGCCCUAGGCUUCAAGCUGAAGCCAGCAGAGGCCCAGCAAAUGGGCAUGUCCCAGGAUGAAGAAUUUUGGAAUACACACCAAAGUCUACAAGAGCUGCUGAUCAGGAAUACCCACAAAGAAACUGAGCCCGUAUGUGAGAGGGUGGUGCCUGCUCACCGGAUCCUAGCCUUUCCUGAACAUACGAACACCAAAGACUGGCCAGUGGCACCUGAGCUCAUCUUGCCUGAGUCCCAGAGCUUGUUGACAUUUGAAGAAGUGGCCAUAUAUUUUUCCCAGGAAGAAUGGGAGUUACUGGAUCCUACUCAGAAGGCCCUCUACAAUGAUGUAAUGCAAGAAAACUAUGAGACUGUUAUCUCUCUAGCAUUAUUUGUGCUCCCCAAAACUAAAAUGAGCUGCUGCUUAGAGCAAGGGGAAGAGCCAUGGGUUCAAGGAUCACCAGUGUUCAAAGACAGUCCCAGAGAGCUGUUUUCAGAGAUAAAGAUGAAAAAUGCCACUGAACAUCAUCAACCUAUAUGUUUUUCUGACUUAGAAAUACAAGCACCAGGAGACAUAGUAUCAAAAAAAGCCAGUGUGAAUGUUCAUCAGAAAACAAUGGGCAAAGAAAAUCAUGGUGAUAUGCAUAAGGUGGGGAAAUGGCACCAAGAUUUUCCAGUGAAGGGAAGAAAGAAAUUUUCAAACUGGUGGGAAGAAGAGCUGCUGAAACUUCUCGAGCUUCACAAGAAAGAAUGUGCAGGAGAGAAGCCUUUUAAAUGUCAGGAAUGUGGGAAAAGCUUCAGAGUUAGCUCUGACCUUAUUAGGCACCAAAGAAUUCACACUGAAGAGAAACCAUAUAAAUGUGAACAGUGUGAUAAGAGGUUUAGACGGAGGUCAGAUCUUAAUAAGCACUUAACAACACACCAAGGAGUAAAGCCAUAUAAAUGUUCAUGGUGUGGGAGCUUCAGUCAAAAUUCACAUCUCCACACACACCAAAGAACUCAAACUGGAGAGAAGCCCUUUACAUGUCAUCAAUGUGGAAAAAAAUUCAGUCAAAAUUCCCACCUUAUUAAACACCGGAGAACCCACCUGUAG
Molecule: messenger RNA, 1146 nt
Organism: Physeter macrocephalus (sperm whale)
Lineage: Eukaryota; Metazoa; Chordata; Mammalia; Artiodactyla; Physeteridae
Product: zinc finger protein 75A-like
Biological process (GO): regulation of DNA-templated transcription
Source: RefSeq, a predicted model, not a curated record